AUGUCGAGUGUCCCUAAAGGCUUCCCCAUCACGGGCCCUCUAAAUAGGGAGGACCUUUGGCGGUUUCCGGCCUUUCAAGUCUGGCUGUCCACCUUACAGCGCUCGUUAGAGCGACAGCGUCAGUACUCGCACGAGUUUUAUAAGGAUCCCUACGUAUUACGCAAAAUCGUCGUCCAAGCCGUCGAUUACUUCAAAGGUGGACGUCUGGGAUUCGUGAAGCUAAAGGCAGAGGUGUCUAAUGCAAGCGGGGAAUCUCUUCCGGGGAGCGUCUUUCUGCGGGGUGGUAGUGUCGGAAUGCUGCUCGUACUGCAACCCGACGAUGUACCCCCAUCGGCGGAGGAAGAAAAAAGAGCCAUUCUGACCAUCCAACCUCGGAUUCCCGCCGGUUCCCUUGCCUUUUCCGAAAUUCCGGCGGGGAUGCUCGACGACAGUGGUUCUUUUGUCGGAGGUGCAGCGAAGGAAAUCCAGGAAGAGACGGGUCUGAUAAUUUCCCAUCAUGAGCUCGUAGACAUGACGUCGCUGGCAGCCCAGUCGAUCGCCCGGUCGGCAGAUAGUGAAAUAUUGCAGGAGGCUGUGUAUCCCUCACCCGGCGGCUGUGACGAGUUCAUUCCCUUGUUUUUGUGUCAGAAGCGGAUGCCGCGCAGAGAAAUCGACGCAAUGCAAGGACGGCUGACAGGUCUACGGGAGAAGGGGGGAGAAGAUCACGUUGAAGGUAGUGUCGAUGAAGGAGCUCUGGAAGGAAGGAUUGCGGGAUGGAAAGUCCCUUGCCGCCUGGGCACUGUAUAG
This is a messenger RNA of Aspergillus tanneri, 786 nucleotides long. RefSeq names its product putative NUDIX family hydrolase. Gene Ontology annotation, biological process: nucleoside phosphate metabolic process; ribose phosphate metabolic process. Bases 1 to 786 code for a protein of 261 amino acids. Gene Ontology annotation, molecular function: ADP-ribose pyrophosphatase activity; ADP-glucose pyrophosphatase activity. Lineage: Eukaryota; Fungi; Ascomycota; Eurotiomycetes; Eurotiales; Aspergillaceae. The record is from RefSeq and is a predicted model, not a curated record. The transcript is spliced from 2 exons.